Messenger RNA from Plasmodium falciparum 3D7, 6102 nucleotides. RefSeq lists its product as uncharacterized. NCBI's taxonomy places the organism in Eukaryota, Apicomplexa, Aconoidasida, Haemosporida, Plasmodiidae. The record is from RefSeq and is a predicted model, not a curated record.
AUGAAAGAAUAUUCAUAUGAAAACUAUUAUCCUAAAGAUAAAAACGAUAUAAGAAAUAUUUCGAAAGAAAAGGAUAGAAUGAUUGUGUUACAUAAUAUAUUAAAAGAUUGUAUUAUAGCUAAGGUAAAAAAUGAUUAUGGAGAUGAUGAAAAAUAUUUUAUCAAUUUAAAAGAUUAUCCUGAAAAAAAGGACGAUAUAAAGAAUAAAAAUAUUUAUUUAUAUAAAAUAUCAAAUGAUAAUUUGAAAACAUGCAGCAAUUAUUUUGAUUCUAUAAAUCAGAAGGUCCUGGUACCUUUUUUGGAAAAUUCUAAUAGUAUUAUAGAUAAGAAAGAUUGUAAAAUAGAUCAUAUAUGUUAUAAUAGUACAAAUGAAAGUGAGGGAAAAAAUAAUGAUAUAAUAAAGUAUAAGGAAAGACCUGAUCAUAUGUUAUCAAAUGAAUCUGUACAUAUAAAAAGAAGUGUUAAUAUGUUACAUAAUAAUAUUAUAAAAAGACUUAAGGACAACACUAGAAAUGAUAAUAAUAAUAAUAAUAAUAAAUAUGUUGAAAAUAAAUUUUAUAAAAGUAAGGGAAUAUAUAAUGAAGAAAAAGAAAAAAAGCAACACAAAAAAAGCAACACAAAAAAGGAAAUGAAAAAAAGUAACUUUUCAUUUGUUAGAAAAGAAUCUUCAUCUAAAUUAAAAUAUUGCAAUAAUAUAAAUAAUAGUAAGAAAAAAAAAAUUGUAAAUUCAAAAGGAACAAUUAAUGGAAAAGAGAAAAUUGAAAAUAAAAGAGGAUCCACAAAAGGAUCAAAAAAGAAUAUGUCAACAUAUUUUUUCAAAACUAAUGAUAAGAAUGAUAUUAAAUUGAGAAAUAGGAAUCACUCUAAUAAUUCCCAAAAAAGAAGUAGAAAUAAUAAUCAAAUUAAUGAAAAUCCAGAUUUUGAAUUUUUAUUUAAUACUAAAGUUGUAAAGCAAGAAAAUAUAGGUAAAGAUUGUAACAUAUUGUCGAACGAACUUGUUUUUAGUGGGAAUAUAAUGAAGGUUAAAAAACAAAAAAGAAAAAAAAUUGAUAUAAAAAAUAGAAAUAAUAACAACAAAACGGUGGAAAGAAAUAUAUCAAAUGGUACUAACAAAAUAAUCAAUCCAUAUAAAAUGGAGAAAAAUAAAAAGGACUUGAAAAAUAACGAAAAUAUCAAAAAUAUCAAAAAUAUCAAAAAUAUCAAAAAUAUCAAAUAUAUCAAAAAUAAUAAAAAUAAUAAAAAUAAUUUUAUAACCAUAGGACAAAGGAAUAUAUCAACAAAUCACAAUAAAAUAAAUGAAGAAUGUUUUAAUAAAAAUUGUAAAGAUGAACAUAGCACAAAUACCGAAAGUUCUUAUGAAAUUUCUAUACAGGGAGAAGUGAAUUUAAAUUUUGAUUUAAGUGAUAAGGAAGGUACAGAAAUGAAGAGUAAUAAUAAUAUUAUAUUCAUGUGUAAUGAUAAUUAUGUGAAAAAGAGAUAUAUAAAUAAUAGUAAUGAUAUAAAUAAUAUUAAAAGUAAGGAAGAAAAAAAUAAAAAUAAUUGUAUAUCCCAACAAAAUGGUAAGAUGGAAAAGGAAAAAAUGAAAGAAAAUUUUCUUUUCCAUAAUGAUUAUAAAAAUGAUCAAAGUAAUAUGUGUAGACAUAACAAAGAAACAGAAGAGAAGAAAGUUGAUCAUAUAUAUCAAAAUGGGAAAUGUAUGAAAUCUUCUAGCUCAUUUGAAGUGAAGCAUUUAUAUAAAAAAAUAAAUGACAUUUUUGAUGUUAAUAUUAAAAAUAAGAAAAAAUAUAUUCACAUAGAAAAAUGUGAUAAUAUUAUAAAGAAAUAUUGUCCAAUCCAUCCAGAUGAACAUGUUAAUAUGUACAUGAACAAUGUAAAGGAAAAAAGAAACAAACAAAAUAGUAGUGAACCAGUUAAGGGCAUAAAUAAUAUAGCAUUAAACGUUUGUACAAGAACAAAUAAUGAGAACAAUAUUUUUGAUAAAAGUAUGAUAACUCAAAAAAAGGAAAAAAAAAAAAAAAAUUUCCAUGAAUAUAAUAUAGAAAAUAAUCAUUUAAAUAAUGAAAUGCACAAAACUGAUGAUAAUACAGAAUAUAAAAAAAAAAAACAGAUUAGUUUAUUGGAAAAAAGUAACAUAAAGCAUAAUAAUUUAAGGAUUCAUAAAAAUACAGAUAAAGGGAAUAAUAAUAAAUGGAUAUCUGGAAAUAUUAUAAAUAAUGAGUACAAAACCACAAAGGAUAUAUAUUACAAUAAUUUAUAUAAGAUUAAUCGUGUAAAAUUAGAAAAAGAGGAUAAUAAUAAUGGGAGGAUAAGGUUUAAACGUGGCACGUUUAAUGAAACGUAUGAUAAUAUAUAUCAUCACAAAAAAUGUUAUGAUUUAGUAUUGGAUGAACUGCUGAAAGUUACUAGAAAGAAAAAAAACAAGAAACACUAUCAUGAAUAUGAUAAAAUGCAUAAUCAUGAAAAGAAUAUUUUAACUAACAAUAGUAAUAAUAAUAAUAAUAAUCAUAAUAAUAAUCGUUUUGAUAUAAAUAAAAUGAAAGAACCUGAUGAGAAAAGAAAAAAUGAUAAAUCAAGCAUUACAUGUGAUAACGAAAAUAUUAGGAUUGAUUAUAAAAGAAGCGCCAUGGAAACAAUUAGGAACCAAAAAAUACAUCAAGUCACAAAUCAAUUGAACGUUACAAAAUAUGAAUCCAAACUUAUCGAACUAGAAGAAAAAAUGAUAAAGUUAAAAGAAUUGUUAAAAAAAGAAGAUAUAGAAAAUGAACAGUUGAAAAGUUUUUUAAUUUUACAAGAUGAGGAAAUUAAUGCUCUUAAGGAAGAAUUAAAAAUAUUAUCAGAACAAAAUAAUAAAAAAAAAAAAAUUUCCAAAACGAAAAAGGAUAAAAGUCAUCAAAAUACAACAUUUUAUAAAAAUCUAAUAAAAUCCAAGCCAUCAAAAUUUAUGGAAAUAAUUUUAAAAAAUGUAAAAGAAAAAAAACAAGAAAAGAAAACGUGUAACUUUAAAGAGUUAGAUAAAAAUAAUGAUGAAAUGAUUAUGAAAGAUCCCAUUAUUUUUGAUAAUAAAAAUAAUAUUAAUCCUAUAGUCAAAAAUGUAAAUAGUCUAUCGACUAGUUGUAAUUCUGUUGUACAUUCAUGUUAUCCUUAUGACAAAAAAAAUAUAGAAAAUGAAGAAAAUGAAAAAAAUGAAAAAAAUGAAAAAAAUGAAAAAAAUGAAGAAAAUGAAAAAAAUGAAGAAAAUGAAAAAAAUCAAAAACAAGCAAAUAAUCACAAUGAGACAGCUAUUUUUAAUGAUAUGCCUCCUAAUAUUAAAAAUAACCAAAUCGAUAUGAAUAACACGUUUUCCUAUAUUUGUUGUGAUAUGAGAAAAAGGCGUUCGUUGGAUAGUUCAACAGGGUUUAUCAUAAAAGAAAAGAAUGAUGAAAAUGCAUCGCAUAAAUUAAAAACAAUGUUUUGUCCAAUGUAUAAAAAUGAAUGGAGAAUAAACAAAAAUGAUGAAAUGAGAAAAGAGUAUCAUCCCCAUGAGACAUCAAAUGGACAAAUUCAUAAUUAUGUUACAAAUAAAUAUCCUAUAAAAAAUGAUAAUACCAAAAUAAAUUUACUAAAAGUUAAUAUUAGUGAAGGUAAAAAGGAAAGAAUUGCUAGUGUUAAUUUUAACAAAUGUGAGGAUGAUAAUAAGAAUGAUAUAGAAAACAUGAAUGAAAGAACAAGUAAUAUACAAACUAUGAAUAAAAUAGAAAAUCAAAUUAAAAAUAAAAUUGAUUGUAAUAAUAUGGAAAAUUUACAUAAGUACAAUAAAGAAUCAAAUACAAAUGAUGCAUAUCAUAAUUUGAAUCUUUGUCCUAGUACCAUUUUCAGGAAAAAGAAUAAUAACAAAAAAAAUAACGUCAAAAUAUGUCAAGAAAAAAUCAAUCCACACAUUGUACAUAUUAAUUAUAUAAGUAAUGACAAUUUUGGUCAGAUGAGGAAGUCAGGUAAAAAUAAAUAUUUCUUAAGAAAAGUAAAAGAAGAAAAGAUAAAUGAAGAAAAAAAGGAAAAUAUUUUUUCUAAAUUUUUUUCUUAUAUAAAAAAGAAAAGUAUAUGUAAUGAAAAAAAAGAUCAUAAUAAGAAUUUAAGAAGAUAUAAUUCACAUGUUCAUUUAAGAACAAAAAAUUAUAUUUAUAAAUCACCAGAUAAUAAGAGAUCACAAUCAUUUAUUAAUUUAUUUAAAAAUUGUACAGCACAAAAUGGUUCUAAGAAUUAUACUGAUUAUGUAUUAACGGAUAAUAAUUUUAAUUCAAUUAAUACAUAUCAAAUAAAUGAUAAAGAGAAAACUGAAAUAAAAAAAGAUUCACCAAUUUUUGUUCCUCUUAAUAAAAUAGAAGAAAAUAAUAUUAUUUCUAAUAACCAUAUGAAGAUAUCAGAAAAUGUUAAUCAUCCGGAACAAUUAUAUUUAAAGGGAAAGUUUGUACCAAAAUAUAAAAUAAAUAAUGAACAUGAUAUAAAAAAGAAAAGAAAAAGUUUUGUUUGUAAAAAAGUUAUAAAAAAAGGAAUAAUAAAAUCUAAUCAAAUAUAUAAUUUUAAAAUUAAUAACGGUAUUACAAAGAACAUGAAUUUAUAUUCUCAAAAUGUAAAAGAAAAAAAAGAACAAUUAAAUAAGGAAAAUAUGAAACACAUGGAUAUUCUAAAUAUUAGGGGAAAACGAAAAAAAAAUGGAAACAUUAAUAUGCAUAAGUUAUAUAAUAAAGAUCAACAAGUAAAAAGUGUUAAUUCUGAGGAAAUACAUUUUGAAAAAUAUGAAAAAAUACAGGAAAAUGGUAAAUUAUUAAAUGACCGUAAUUACGAUAAAAACAUCAUAUCGAUCAUCGAUGGGGAAAAUAUAGGACAUGACUCUCAAAAAAGGAUAAAACAUAAAGAAGAUAAUAAGAUAAUAAAUAAUAAAAAAUAUAUAUCAAAUGUUUCAAGUAUGUCAAAUGUUUCAAGUAUGUCAAAUGUUUCAAGUAUGUCAAAUGUUUCAAAUGUUUCAAAUGUUUCAAAUGUUUCAAAUGUUUCAAAUAUGUCAAAUGUUUCAAAUAUUUCAAAUAUGUCAAAUGUUUCAAAUAUAUCAAAUAUAUCAAAUAUAUCAGAUGACAUAAUGAUAUCCCCAAAUCAAAAGGCGCAUUAUAUUAACAGUAGUAAUAAUAAUAAUAAGAAGAAGACAUUCUAUUUAAAUAAUCCUUCUGAUAAUAGUACAAACACAAAUAUAAACUUGCUUAAACCAAGUAUUAGAAAAAUGUAUGGACCACCUGAAGGUUCCACUUGUUCAAAUGAUCACAAGAAAUAUUUAUGGAUAAACGAUGAAGAAGAAAAAAAUAGGACAAAUCAGGAUAAGCAUAAAAAAAAAAAAGAAAAAAAAUGUCAUUAUGAUCACAAUGAUGAUAAUUCAUUAGAAAAUUCAAGUAAAAUAAAUAUUAAUGAUUUUCUUAAAAAUCAAGAAAUUCAAGGGAAAUUUAAUUUGCACUUGACAAAUGCAAAUAAAAAAUUGAAUGAUUCUUCGCAAAAUGUAAUUAAAAAAAUUGUAUUAAAUUGUAAAUGUAAAAAAUUAAAAGAGGAAAAGAAAAAAAAUAAAAGUAUCAAAAAUUUUAAUAAUGAAAAUAAACAUAUAAAUGAUAUGAAAAAUGUAGAAAUAAUUAAAAACAAGGUAUCUCAUUUGGACAAUAAAAAAAAAAAAAAUAUAAUAAAUAAUAAUAAUAUAAUACAUGAAAACAAAAUGAAUGAUAAUAUUAAUUAUUAUUUAUUUAAAAAUGAUAAAAUAAAAAAAAAAAAUAUAUAUAUACAUGAUCAAGAUAUCCCACAGGAAUAUAUAAGCAAACAAAAGGAUAGCUCUUGUAAAAAAUAUAUAAAUAAUAUGGAAAAACAAAAUAUAAACUAUGAUUUUCAGAUAUCAAGUUAUGAUAAUUAUUCUAAUAAAAAAAAUUGUCAUAUGUAUGAAAAUAUUAUUCCUAUUGAAAGUAAUCAACAAAAUAAUGUAUUAAAUUCAAAUGGAUAUCAUAUAAAUCAUGAACCUAAAAUACACUUUCUUGAAAAUGAUGAGUCAACAAUAAUUGUGGAAUAUCCAAAUGUUAAUUAUUAUAUUAAAUGCCCUUGA